AUGAGUUUCAGCUCAGUGAAUUUUCAGCCCCCGCGAUGGUUCAGACCUAUGGAACCAGCAUUCAGAAGGAGAGACACUAUAACCACGUUUGCUAGAGCCCCACCCCGAGCAGCCGACUUUUGCCAGAUCCCGUAUCACACUGAUUUAACUCAUGCAAGCUCCACACCUGCGCUGGCCAAGACUCGGAGGAAAGACCGGGUGGGGCCGGAGGUGCCAGGAGGGAGGUGGGGAGGGUCGGCCCCGCCCCUGGCCCCGCCCCGCGGCCCCGGCGGCGUCCCGCGCCUGCGGUUUCCAGGCGACCUCCGAACGCGGGCGCCGGGCAGGCUGCGGAGGACCGACUGGGACUGGGCCCCUCGGCGGGCGAGACCCAGCACGGCGGCCGCGGGGGCACUGGACGCGGGCGGGGUGGAGGACGACGAGGAGGAGAUCACCGCCGCCACGCUGCGGGGCGAGCCCCGGCCGCCGCCCAUCUCGGCGCUGUCCGCCUUCAGCUAUGUCCCCCCGCGGCGCCUGGACCCCAAGGAGCACAGCUACUACUACCGCCGGGGCGAGACAGGAAUCAUUUCCCUCUAUGAUUGUAUUUUUAAGAAGAACCCGGGUUAUAAUCAAAAAUUGCACCGAGAUGACAGAGAACAUGCAAAAAGUCUGGGACUUCAUGUCAACGAGGAGGAGCGGGAGAGGCCAGUCGGGGUGCUGACGUCCUCCGUCUACGGGAAGCGCAUACAGCAGCCGGUGGAGCCUCUGAACCGGGACCACGGCCGCGCCAACCAUGUGAGGGCCGACUUCUACCGCAAGAACGAUAUCCCUAGCAUCAAGGCGCCCAGCUUUGGGCACAUUUCUCCAGCUUGACGCCCUCCCUGUGGCCUGAACCUCACAACCCACGAGCAAGUGAGGUGGCCUUAUUCCCCCCUUGCGGACAUCUUGGAGCUGGCCUGAUGCCUCUGCUGCACCUCGACAGUGGGAAGGACAGCGCCACAAGCCACUUUCUCUCAUGCUGCCUUGGUGAAGAACCUGGCCAAACGCCUUUAAUACUUAUGAUGUUUAAAAACAUCUAGUGUGAUGGUUUUCAAAUAUAAUUAUUUCAGAUGAAAUGAUGCUGGAGACUGAUCCAUUGUGAGCA
This is a messenger RNA of Ceratotherium simum simum (southern white rhinoceros), 1120 nucleotides long. NCBI's taxonomy places the organism in Eukaryota, Metazoa, Chordata, Mammalia, Perissodactyla, Rhinocerotidae. The record is from RefSeq and is a predicted model, not a curated record.